This is a messenger RNA of Periophthalmus magnuspinnatus, 3640 nucleotides long. It is a transcript of the gene gpr176, whose product is annotated as G protein-coupled receptor 176. Gene Ontology annotation, cellular component: plasma membrane. The transcript has 3 exons. The coding region runs from base 1 to 1701 and encodes 566 amino acids. Gene Ontology annotation, biological process: G protein-coupled receptor signaling pathway. Lineage: Eukaryota; Metazoa; Chordata; Actinopteri; Gobiiformes; Gobiidae. The record is from RefSeq and is a predicted model, not a curated record. Gene Ontology annotation, molecular function: G protein-coupled receptor activity.
AUGGACAGUGGGAGCCGUGAAGCGAAAUGGACGUCCGCUCCGCAGCACCUGUGGUUGGAGCUGCUCAAUGCGUCGAGCUCCCCGUCCACGACCGUUACCCAGGCGGACGGGUUUGUGAGCCGUAGCCCGGGACCGGUGGGGAGUGGAGGAGGAGGAGGAGGAGGAGAACAACCGGGGCUCGCCGCAUCCGUGCAAGCCUACAGGGACUUCACGACGGCGGUGCAGGUGCUCAUUCUGGUCGGUUCGCUGCUCGGUAACGCGGCGGUCCUGUGGUGCACCUGCUCCACCACUGUAUUCCGCUCCGUCACAAACCGCUUCGUCCAGACCUUGGCCUGCUCAGGGAUAGGGGCCUGUUUAGUGUGUGUGCCCUUUGACCUGGCCCUAGGCUCCAGCCCUCUCUGCUGCUGGUGGAUCCACACCCUCAUCAUCUGCAAGUCCUUCAAGUUCCUCCAUAAGCUCUUCUGCUCCGUCACCGUGCUCAGCUUCAGCGCCAUCGCUCUGGACAGGUACUACUCGGUGCUGUACCCUUUGGAGAGGAAGAUCUCGGACGCACGCUCCCGGGACCUGAUCAUCUACAUCUGGGUGCACGCGGCGGUCGCUAGCCUCCCCGUGUUUGCAGUCACCAAUGUCACCGAUAUCUACGCAACUUCCUCCUGCUCCGAAGACCACGCCCACUCAAUCGGUCACAUGGUCUACGUCCUGAUCUACAACCUCACUACGCUAAUCCUACCGCUAGCUUUGGUUCUUCUAUUUAUGUUGCUAAUUCGGCGAGCGUUGAGUGCUAGUCAAAAGAAGAAAGUCAUCAUUGCUGCGCUGAGGACGCCACAAAAUAGCAUUUCGAUACCGUACGUGUCGCAAAGAGAGGCGGAGCUGCACGCGACGUUGCUAGCUGUGGUGUUGGCGUUCUCGGCCUGUAGCGCCCCCUAUGGAGUUUUGGUGAUAUAUCGGACAAUAUUAGUAGACUCUAAAGACACGCCAAUGCUACUUUAUCUUACAGCACUAUGGCUUCCGAAAGUUUCUCUGCUCACCAAUCCUAUUUUGUUUUUGACGGUGAACAGAUCAGCGCGGCAUAGCUGGUUGGACUUGCUAACCAGGAUUCAUAGAAGGUAUAGUCGACGGAAUGUGGUGACGACCGGCGCGCUUGGGUCUUUAGGCGGGGAAGGCGGGAUUGGAGAGCCGGUUGGACUGGAAACUGCAGGGAGAUCUGGAAGUCAGCUUCUGGAAAUGUUCAAUAUCGGACAACAGCAGAUCUUUAGACCUGAGGAAGAAGAGGAAGAAGAUGUGGAAAACAGGUUAGAGGAUUCAUCUGUGCCCAAAGAGAAAGUUGGAAGUCUUAGGAGCUUGGACGUUGUUCCCAAAAAAGACCAAGGACUAGUCAAGACUAAGGAAUACCCAGGGCCGAUCAUAAUACCGUCGCGUUCCUCACCCGGACAUACUUGCGCCUAUGCUUCGUCCUCUCAGGUGGCACCCGCUACCCCCGCGACACCCACUGACACGGAGGAUGCCACACAGUGCGGGUUUGGUCCGUUCGAGCUGCCCCCCCAGUGGUUACCUGAAACCAGGAACAGUAAGAAGAGACUACUGCCCCCUCUUGGUAACACACCGGAAGAGCUGAUCCAGACCAAGAUGGCCCGUCCCAAGCCUGAACGAAGGAUUAGCCGCAACAACAAAGUCAGCACUAUACCAGCCGUGGAGAACUAGAAGACAAAACUGGCUAUAUGGGUUUUUCUUUUUAAAAAAUAUAUGAAUGAAUGAUAAGUGACUGAAAAUAUACCCAGCGCCUCAAAAGUAAAGUAUGAUUUUAACUUAUACAAAAUAAUGUGAAGAUAUGGUUAAAGCAAAGGCACAAAUGAACCCUGGAGAAAAAAUGGAAAGGUUUAGGUUACCACAAUAAAGUCAAUAAACAGGUUUCUAUGCCUGAUGCCCUUCCUGUCGCAACAAGAAACAUGUUGUUACAGCAGUGAACACUGUGGGUGAAUUGUCUUGCCCAAAGACACAGCGAUAUGUGCAAGAAUGAGCUUUAAUCAGCUACCCCCGGUUGGUGUAACUUGGUGAUCAGUCAAGCCACGGUGUCCCUGUAAAUCCUUGGCAAAUUAAAUAUUCAUUUGUGAUUUUGAACCUAAAAUACACUUAACAUUAGUAUUGGCAUAGUCUUUUUUGUCAUUUGUUUGGUUCAAGUACAAGACAGGGAAUAAUGCUCGAGUUUGCCAUUGAAGUAAUUGCAUCGUUUGUUCCUUGACUGACCCCUUGUGUCCGGAGUUUGUAGCGUUCCUUUUAGAUCUUAUACCAACACUUUGAGUAGUCCUGAGUCCUGUUGUGCCACUACACUGCUGUGGCUAGAAGUAUUAUUAUAAAUGAAAAACAAACUUUUUUUUGUUUCUGUAUGUGUAUUCACAAGUGCCUAAAUGUCGCAGACAACGUAAUGCAGAGUGUUUCAAUAUUUCAGAAAGACGUCUUUGCAGCAUACACUUAAGUGGUCCCUCUGUGGUUUUGGUUUGAAGAUUUUAAAGUUUGCAGAGACUUUUGAUGUCUUUGGCCCUAGGGAAGAAUGUUAAGUCUAUUGUUUGUUGUUGGUUGAAAAAAUACGACUUCUUCUUCUGCAGUGAAUCAUCCACAUCUGCACUGACAGUGAAGUUUUUUAUUACCAAACUUGUUUUCAUGGCAAUAGAUUUGUUGGGUUUAAAGCUGCCAUCCGAUUAUGGCAGAAGUGAAACCUGUUAGCCCCUCCCCCUUCCUCUCACCUGGCCUUUGUUCAGACUCAUCUGUGCUCUCUGCUUUUCUUCUGUCAGGCCAAAGUUGGCGUUGACUAUCAGACUGCAGUAACGUACAUACCAUCUAGUAGCAUUACUUGACAGUACAACGGGACUGGGUCGGCCAAACUAAUUACAAAUACUUGCUUUAAAAUCACAAUAUCUGAUACUUUAAACAUCAAAACACUUGGGGGUUUUCUGUUUGGAUAAUCCUUAUUAUAAAACACAAUAUCAUAAUACCAGCUCCAGCCCACCAGUUACAUUUACUUUAACCACUUUUGGGGGGAAAUGUACUUUUUGACAACAUAAUUUUACCAUUUGAAAAAUAUAAUUUAAAUGUUUACAGUAUUCUUUCUUGAGUUAUCUCUUUGAAUAUUGGACAGCAGUUUUAUGUUGACACCAUCAUUUUGAUUUGAUUUCUAUUAUUUUCAAAGAUUUUUUUUUCAAAAUGAGAACUGUGCUCAUGCUAACUUAGUAAUCAUAAACCAAACAUAUUACUCCAAACAGUUACUCAGAGUUGUAUGUUCACCAAAUGCAUUUUACUCGUGAGGAAUUAUUUGGGUGGUUAUAUUUUACAGUAAUGUUACUCUUAUCCUGAGUACCCUAGUGAAUGAAUGUUUGGUUAACUGAAGUAGCUGCACCCACCUUGACUCUACCCACAAUCCUUCGCUGAAAAAAUACACAUUUAAGAUGGAACUUUGAUGUCGAAAAAGGUGUAUUUUGUUGUUGGCUGCGACGCUGUAAAAAUCCAAUCACCCUGACUGAUGCACUGACUCAAAGAAGUAUUUUUCCAAAGCAGAUAAUCAAGUUGAGGGUGUGAACCUCCUUUGAUAUUUUCUACACUUGUUUUGCUGUAAUUGCACUGUUAAUAACACUUUUGUCUCUUCUCC